Molecule: messenger RNA, 951 nt
Organism: Prunus mume (Japanese apricot)
Lineage: Eukaryota; Viridiplantae; Streptophyta; Magnoliopsida; Rosales; Rosaceae
Source: RefSeq, a predicted model, not a curated record
AUGUUAUUUGGAAGCAAGGAGAUCUUGAAGACAGCUGUUAAGAAUUAUGCAGUGAUGGGAAAUUAUUCAAUAAAAUUUGUCAAAAAUGAUAAGAGGAGGAUCACUGCAAGAUGUACAAACUGCACUUGGAUGCUUCAUGCUUCAUAUAUGCAACUAGAGGAAAUGUUGCAGAUAAAGACCUUUAUUGAUAAACACAUUUGCGUCCGAAACCCUACUAACCCACAUGUCAAUUGUGUAUACAUAGCUCAAAAGUAUAUAGAUUGUAUCAUGGAUGAGUCUGAUAUUACGAAUAAAAAUCUUAAGAAGGCAGUGAAGAGGGACUUAGGGUAUAAUGUUUCAGAUAGCCAAUGUUCUAGAGCUAAGAGGAAAGCCAAAAAAAUAAUAGAAGGGACUUACAUGGAGCAGUACUCAAGGCUGUGGGAGUAUUGUGAUGAGGUGAAAGCAAUAAAUGUGGGAAGCGCAAUGAAGAUAAGGGUGGAGCCUCCUCCACACUUGCAGAGACUUUAUGUGUGCCUUAAUGCAUGCAAAAAAGACUUUCUAGCUGGUUGCAGACCCAUCAUUGGAGUGGAUGGAUGUCAUUUGAAGGGUCAUUUCUCAGGUCAAUUACUUGCUGCAGUGGGUGUUGAUGUCAAUGAUAACAUGUACCCUAUUGCAUAUGCUACUGUAGAGUUGGAAACUAAAGAGACAUGGAGCUGGUUUUUGGAGUUGCUAAUGGAUGAUCUUGGUCCUAUAAAAGACCAUGGAUGGAUAUUCAUAUCAGACCAACAAAAGGGGUUGGACAAAGCCUUUGAUAUUGUUGUGCCUCAAGCCCAACAUAGGUGGUGUAUUAGGCAUAUGUAUGGGAACUUCAAGGAAAAGUAUAAGGGCAAUGGUUUGAAAAAUCUUUUAUGGAGUGCAGCUAGGGCUCCCAAUAGCCAUAACUUUGAGGUUGAGAUGAAUAAGCUGAAAUAG